Molecule: messenger RNA, 1926 nt
Organism: Symsagittifera roscoffensis
Lineage: Eukaryota; Metazoa; Xenacoelomorpha; Acoela; Convolutidae
Product: mucin-2-like
Exons: 1
Coding region: 337-1563 (408 amino acids)
Source: RefSeq, a predicted model, not a curated record
ACGAUCAAAGAAAUAAACGAAAGAACAAAGGAAGAUCAAAAAGGCGUCUUUGUUAAAGAAUCCGCUUAUAAUUCACAAAAUACACAGUUUGGUCUGUUCCUGUCGUUGGUUUUAAUUUACAACGGAAAUCGUAACAUUGGAAUACGGAACUCUGAUGACCUGAUUGAGCCUGUAAAUUAUUCAAUGAACCGAAUUAAAUUGAAAUUUUGCGGAAGAGAAUACAUCUGGUAUCCAUAGUUGUUUGUUGUUUGUUUAUACCAAAGUUGGACGUAAUGGCAACAAAAAAAAGGUUUCCAAAAAGAAAUAUUGAAAUAGAAAAUUGAGGGAGAACUUAAAAUGGGCCAAAAUAUUUUUCAUUUAUGGGCCGUAAUUCACAUGACAUUUGUACUCUUGGUAAAAGGUCAAAUUAACUCAGACCGCCUGGUUUAUAUCGAGGGUUUGCCCGUCGACCACAGAGAUGGUCUGACAGUGUCUAACAAAUUCAUGUAUCCCGACGAAUGCAAUCAAUACUGUGUAAACACUGAUGGUUGUGAAUCAUUCAGCUGGAACUCGCAAAACAGCGAAUGUCGUUAUUACUCUUGGCCUCUGGACCCAGAAAAUUUUUCGAAGGUGCCUCGAACAUACUGGUAUGUGAAAAACUUCAGAGAAAUUCGAUAUAUUUUUGGAGCUGAUUCAAUUAAGAUGAACAUAGUUAAUAACUAUUUGGAGCAGGAGCCACGAAGUUUAGAAACGACUAGCGGAACUACAAGUCUGACUUCAAGCUACACGACAAGUCUCACGACUCAAGGAAUCACGUCGCAAACGACAACAAGCGCGACAACAAGCGCGACUACAAGCGCGACUACAAGUUCCACAAGCAGUCCGACAACUAGUUCAACUACAAGUUCCACAAGCAGUCCGACAACUAGUUCAACUACAAGUUCGACAAGCAGUCCGACAACUAGUUCAACUACAAGUUCGACAAGCAGUCCGACAACUAGUUCAACUACAAGUUCGACAAGCAGUCCGACAACUAGUUCAACUACAAGUUCGACAAGCAGUCCGACAACAAGCUCUAUUACAAGUUCGACAAGCAGUCCGACAACAAGCUCAACUACAAGUUCGACAAGCAGUCCGACAACUAGUUCAACUACAAGUUCGACAAGCAGUCCGACAACAAGCUCAACUACAAGUUCGACAAGCAGUCCGACAACAAGCUCAACUACAAGUUCGACAAGCAGUCCGACAAAUAGUUCAACUACAAGUUCGACAAGCAGCUCGACAACUAGUUCAACUACAAGUUCGACAAGCAGUCCGACAACUAGUUCAACUACAAGUUCGACAAGCAGUCCGACAACAAGCUCAACUACAAGUUCGACAAGCAGUCCGACAACAAGCUCAACUACAAGUUCGACAAGCAGUCCGACAACAAGCUCAACUACAAGUUCGACAAGCAGUCCGACAAUAAGCUCAACUACAAGUUCGACAAGCAGUCCGACAACAAGCUCAACUACAAGUUCGACGGAUCCCGUUGCUUGCCAGCGUGGAAACUCUUGCAAUGCCCCAGGCCGCGGUAAUGGUUAGGUCUUGCUCAAGUGUGGCAAGCCGACAACAAGCUCAACUACAAGUUCGACAAGCAGUCCGAAAGCUGAAUUUCGAAAACUUCAUUUUGAUUUUCCGAUCGGUCCUGAUGCAAUACAAUAACUCUAUUUUCCAAAUUCUUCCGCACCGCCCCCGUCAAAUCUCUUUUGAUCAAUUCUCGUUUUGUCUUAUUUCCAUCUCACGCGCACACGCAAAAAUGUUUUUCUUAAUAGUUUGAAUCUAUUAGAUCAUAUCAAGAAUUACAUGGGACAUUACAUAUUAUUUGUUAAUAUCUAUUUUUGCAGUUUGUUUGUGUUUCAUUAGUUUCCCGGGUCGAGAUCCCGCUCAAAAACCGCUCAAGAUUUG